UUUAAUUGACUUUAGUGCCUAUCAAAUGUCAAUGUCAAUAAACUAUAUGUCUAAAAAUAAAAAGAAUAAAAAUAUUGAAUUAAAUGUUUUGGCGCAUAAAAAUUAAGGUUUAACAAAGUAAUUUAAUCUACUAUUUAAAUGAUAACAUUAUGUCAUGAUGACUGAGUAAGUAAUAAGUGAAGUGAAAGUUACAUCAUUUUUCAAAGAAAAUGGGUAAAACAAGCAAAGUUGUUGUAUGUGGCAUGAAGGGAGUCGGUAAAACAGCUAUCCUAGAGCAGUUAAUUUACGGCAAUGUAAAUUUGAAAUCAUGUUUUUAUCCCACGAUCGAAGACAUUUAUGUGGCGAACAUCGAAACAGAUCGCGGCCCGAAAGAACGCGUCUGUUUCUACGACACAGCGGGCUUGGAGCCUCCGCUUACAGAAAAAAUACACGGCAGUUAAUCAAAUAUUCGACACAUCAACUUAAUUGUGUACCUGAUCAUGAUAACUGUAAUCGUCCUCCGCAAUCUCCUACAAUGCAGCUAACGGCCAACCAAGUGCUCCAACGACACUAUCUCGGUUUCUCAGAAGGUUUUGUCAUGGUGUAUGAUACAGCGCGACCAGAAUCGCUGGAUGUACUCAUGUAUUUAAAGAAGGACAUAGACAGGAACAAAGAUAAGAAAGAGGUAGUAAUACUAGUGAUCGGUAAUAGAACCGGACCAGAUGAUCCGAACAGCCUCGAGAACACAUGCUCCAAAGCCUCGAAUUGGUGUGCACGCGAGAAGGUCAGACAUUUUGAGGUGAACGCAAUGGAUCGUCCGUCCCUAUAUGAACCAUUCAUCUUCAUGACCUCGAAAUUGAACCCGGUACAAAAUAAGACGACCUUCCCGCAACUAAGCACGUUGAGUAAGCUCACCCAGAAGAACAAUAAAAGUGAAGCCAUGUAACGGUACUUUUUCAAUCUAUGCCCUUUCUGCUAUCAGCCUUAAUAGGCAUUAUAGGUAUUUUUAAUGUUUACAUUGCAAUAGUUAAAUAAAGAGUGUUACUCAAUGUAGAGACAAAUUGAAACCGAUUAUAAUUGUGAUAUCAGACUUGAUAAAUCAUAUCGAGGGGUGAAGGGCUAUCUAGGUUAAACCGACAUUUUUGUUACUUUACACGAGAACAAUUUAAAGUUUAUAAAUUAGGAAAUAAUAUCAUAAAAUAAAUAAACAAAGAAGAAACAAAAAGAAAUAAACUUCUUCCAUUAUUUGAAUAGAGUAAACUUAAUAGAAGUUCAAUUAAAAACAUCGGACUGUUGAUGCUAAUACCAAAUAAAACGCAUCUUUAAUUAUAAAGAUAAAUGUCGCGUACUAAGCGAAAUGUCGCGUUUUAAGCGAAGUGUCGUUUAAACCAAAUAGCCUUUCACCCCUCGAUACAUAUUUAUAUUUAACUGAAACAUAUAAAAUUUUAUGAUGUCAAAAUAUUUGUUAAGGGCAAAGCCCUAACACCCCCCUCCUCUCAAUUAUGUACCUGAAUAUUUCACGCUUAUAUUCAAAAACAUCAUUUCAAAUUACUAUCCUAGAUAGAAUUUCAUUGAUCUCAUUAUAUAGAAACAAAUCUAUGAAUUUAAAACUUUUUAUGUCAUACAAAAUGAAAUUUAACUUUUGAAUUUUUCAAAGAUAAUGAAAUAUGCAUGUUAUGAUAUUAAUUUAAAAUAAAUAAACCAAUGCUUUAUAUUUUAGUUUUAAGUAUCAAGUUAUCAAGUUAAUCAUGAAGCUUUUAGAUAAUAAUAUAUUUUUAAUUGCAUUAUUGUGGUAAAACAAUGAGAAUAACACAUUUUAAAAUUUUAAAAAACACCUAAAAAGUCUUAUUUUAUUGACACUUCGACGGAUCGCGCGAUAGGCACAAGUUAUUAAAAUAGUAGUAUAUAAAAACAAAAUCGCGUUAAUGACCGCCUCUGUCUUCCUAAAUAAAUCCAAAUAAUUAAUUGUAAAGUUAUGUUUUACACCAAAGGAGAAACCCCAUUUUGGGCCUAAGCGUUACACGAAUGGGAUAUGUACCAAAAAAUUCGUCUAUUUUGCUUGAUUAACCUAUUGAAAUCUUAGCUUCAUUGACAAUGGCCAAGUGUAGAAAAUAAGUUGAAUUCAAUUUUUUGUUUUAAACAAUCUUUGUAAACAUCUGCAACACUUAUUUCAAUAUACGUAACUAGCUCCACAAACGUGCGGAUUAGAAUUAGAGCAUCCAUAAAAUAGGAUCGAUUUAGUGGAAUUCGAGUGUAAAAAAUAAUUAAUACUCUUUUGCUUUAGGAUAAAUGACUGUUUUUAUAGGUAUUUUAAUCAAUGUAAAUAGAGUAUGGCCAUCGAAUCGUGACACAACUACUUACAAUGGCGGCAAUUCAAAAUAUCUACAACUGACAACAUUAAAUAUAGCAUAAAAGAGUAGUUUUGCAUUUUUAUAUUAAUGUGACUAUGCCAUAGAAAAACACUAAUGUAUCAAAUCGUGUUAUGUUAACUUUAACGUUGCCAACUGAAGAUAUUUUGGAUUGCCGCUAUUUAGUUGUGCCAUGAUUCGCUAGCCAGACUAUAAACUUAAUCUCAUUGAAUAACGUAACGUAAAACACCAAAAUCUACUAACAAAAACAUUAAAAGAAAUAAAUAACUGUGCCAUUUAGUUAUGACACGAAAUCAUGUCGGCAACUGCGGCAAUUCAAAAUAUUUUCAACUGGCAAUCUUAAAUAUAACAUGAAAAAGUCGAUUUGGUACUUUGAGUUUUUCUAUGGUGUAGUUACAUUAAUAAUUUUACUGGUGGUAGGAUCUCUUGUGAGUCCGCUCCUCCCGCCCGCCUAUUUUUGCCGUAAAGCAGUAAUGCGUUUCGGUUUGAAGGGCGGGGCAGCCGUUGUAACUAUAGAACUUAUAUCUCAAGGUGGGUGGCGCAUUUACGUCGUAGAUGUCUAUGAGCUCCAGUAACCACUUAACAUCAGGUGGGCUGUGAGCUCGUCGAUGGGUGUCUGAGCAAUAAAAAAUAAAAAUAAAAAAGGCAUGAAAUAAAAUGAAAUGAAAUGUGAUGAGAUAAUAUGGAAGCACGUAAUGAUUUAUAUUUUAUAUAAAAAAGAUAACAUAUAAAUAUAGUUUUUCAUAUAAAAAAGUUUUCAUUAAAAUUAAAAUAAGACUGACCUAAAGGUCUUAGUUACCAGGUCAUAAAAUCCCUGAAAAAAAUCAUUUCGUGCGCAGCGCGUUUCGCAUUACGUUGUUUUUAAUUUUUGGCUUUCGUUCGUUUUCGUAAACAACCUAACGCGCAAUUUCUCGUAACAGGUUCCAUUUUUAUUUUAAAGCAACCUGUUGCUGCAACAGGUUUCGUAAAAAAUUACUCAUCUUUAGUAGGAAACAGCCUCAAAAAUAUCUUUUUUAUUAAAAUAUCUCGAACAAUAAACAUAACCUAAAAUGUAAACAUUGUCUGAUUUUACCAAUUUGGCCAUUGCUGGGAGACCUGAAAAUUGGGCUCAUGAAACCUUCUUAGGCAUUGUAACUUAUGCCCAAAUUCUAGGACUGUAACGCCAGGCCCAAGUUUGUAUGGAUUUCGGGUUUGUCCUUUAAAAGAUACUUUUGGCGGCCAUUUUGACGUUGCGAUUAAAUAUGCAAAUGGCGGACGAAAAACGCGGUAUAUAUUUUUUAUCAAUAAUUAAUUAUAUAAUAUUGUUAAUUUAAUAUAUAAUCCGCCCUGUUUUAUUUAUUAAUUUCGUCAUCGAACAUUUCGCCGUAAAAAUAAAAAUUAAAGGGGGCAUAGAUUAGACUAAUAAAAACGUGACUUAACUUCAAGUACUUAAGAUUUAAUCUCGAUUAUUAAAUAAAUGAUAAGUGCAAUAUUUAUCUUUUAAGAAGUUAUUAAGGUGCUUGAAAAAAAAAAGCUUGUGAAUACAAUAAAAAUCGUGAUACUUUGUGCUUUGAUGUCUUACACGUCUUCACACGUUUAUUGUAUAAAAACAGUAUUUGAGUCGUCUAUUAUCAAAGGUGGCAAUCUGUACAUUUGGACAAAAAUUUUUUAUUUAUAUGUCAAUACAGAUUUAUUUGAAUAUAAUCGUCUCCUUCAAAGAAUACGGUUCAAAACCUGCAUUAAAUAAAGAUUAAUAGUUAACCUGUUAUUUAUCUAAGAUGUCGUUCCGAAGAGUUUUGUGACUGCCUAUGGAGUACAAAGUCAAUAAUUCGUUUUUCUGAUUUACCAAUCAUUGUCCAAAAGUCAGAUUGCCGGCUUUGAUAAUAGUCGACUCAUUUACAGUAUUUUUAAUUUUGUAUUACAUGACCAACAAUAGCUUCACAGCUCGUGUUUAGAUCGCCAACAAAAAUAAUAGACUCUAAAUUUGUUUAAAAAAAAAAUGUCAAUAAUUAUGAUAUUUCGAAAUUUUUAAUAGACCAAAAGUUUAAGAAAUUCAAAAAGGGACGCACAUAAAAUGUAUCGAUAUCGGAACCUGCGGUCUCCACACAGAUGGCAAUGCAAACGCAUUGGUUCAAUUUGCAUUUGGCUGCCAACUAACAGCCACAAUGUAAAACAUAGAAUUUUGCUUUGUAAAAUUAAUCUCAGCACUUAGUAAUGUCAGUCGUGUUAUUAUAUACCUAGUUAAUACUUAAUAAUGCGAUAUUAAAUGAAGUCUUCGUGGCCUAUAGGAUAAGACGCCCGGGGUACACUUAUUGAGCGAUUACAUGUACCUGUGUUCGAAUCCCGCAGACUGAUGCUAUUAAAAAAAUAAUGAAAUACGUAUAUUUAACACAAGCUCACGAACAAAACUCAGCUGAUAAACGAUUUUUUUUUUAUCAGUCACAGCAACUAUUUUGCAUAUUACUUACUAGUGGCAUUAUUCAUCAUUAUCAAAUGCCAAUUUCUGCCGCGCUGUAUUCGUAUUUACCGGAAAUGAGACUUCGAACUCACGUCUCAAGGCGUGAGGUUCGUGAUAUCGAUAUGCUUCGGUGGUCACUGGCGUAACAAAGUGGGCUACGAGCUCGUUGUCAUAAAUGCAAAAUAAUAAAAAAAUGUGUCUAAAGUCGGAUUGCGGACGAUAGUUUUACGUGAUAAUGUCAGUCAUUGUCAGUGGCAGAACUAUUCGAACUGCCAGCUCUGACGUCACGUGAAAAGAGAGAUAUAAAUGUGUCACAAGCCAAUGUUUGGGCCGAUCGAGCUUCUAUUGCUUGUUCCGCGCUCUCGCUUGCACGCUCAGACUCAGGCGGAACGUGACACUUUUUUGUGCGUGCAGCCGGUGUUCGUAGUCUUGAGGUUAUCACGUUAAAAGCAAAUCGUCGUUGUCAAACUAAAAUCUACUAUGUGCACUUUACUUUUUGAUCUCUUCGUAUAGUUCACAGCCCUAUCUACAGUAUAAAAAAAACUGUUAUGUGUCUAUAGCUUUCAUAUUUAUCUAUAGCUUUCAUUUGAUAUAACAGUUUUUAAAAAUUCACCUUCAUAUAAAAUUUUAUAUGAAAAUGUUUUUACUCGUCAAUUGAAAAUAGAGUUUUUGAACAUAGCAGAAUUUGGUUUGACAGCGACGAAAUACUAAAAUCGCGGACUAACUGACACUUGACAGCCUCAAAUAGGGCCACAGAUUACCGGUACUAAAUUUAUAUCCAGUUAAUACCAUAGAAUCUCUUUGAAUAUUAUGACAAUUUUAUUUAGUAUCUUAAGUAUAAAUUAUGUAGUGAAUUAUUUUUUUGUGGUAAUGUUCGUCGAAUAAAUGUUAUGAAAUAGC
Messenger RNA from Bombyx mori (domestic silkworm), 5685 nucleotides. It is a transcript of the gene kappaB-Ras, whose product is annotated as NF-kappa-B inhibitor-interacting Ras-like protein. The coding region runs from base 308 to 925 and encodes 205 amino acids. The record is from RefSeq and is a predicted model, not a curated record. Gene Ontology annotation, biological process: Ral protein signal transduction; canonical NF-kappaB signal transduction. The transcript is spliced from 5 exons. Gene Ontology annotation, molecular function: GTP binding; GTPase activating protein binding; GTPase activity. Lineage: Eukaryota; Metazoa; Arthropoda; Insecta; Lepidoptera; Bombycidae.